Molecule: messenger RNA, 1178 nt
Organism: Rosa rugosa (rugosa rose)
Lineage: Eukaryota; Viridiplantae; Streptophyta; Magnoliopsida; Rosales; Rosaceae
Exons: 3
Coding region: 147-362 (71 amino acids)
Biological process (GO): mitochondrial respiratory chain complex IV assembly
Cellular component (GO): mitochondrion
Source: RefSeq, a predicted model, not a curated record
GCCCGGUUUCGUAGUCGGCCUCUCAGCACUGGAAGAAAAAGAAUUAUAACGUCGUCGUAUUUGGCAUUGUUGUGGUCAGUUCCUCGCUGACGAUUCGAGACUCCGCUCCGGCUGAAAUUCAAGCAUUCCUCUUCUGGUGCAGAAUAAUGGCAAAGUCUUGCAGUGGCCUAGCAGAUGAGCUAGUCAAGUGUCUUAGUGAGUGUGAUUGCAUUAAGGUUGAGAAGCGGUCGAUCCGGGAAUGUGCCGGAGAGAAGAGCCCAUCAAUAUCAAGCGAAUGUAUCGGUCUGAGGGAAACAUAUUUCAAUUGCAAGAGAGGCCAGGUUGACAUGAGAAAUAGGAUUCGCGGGAACAAAGGCUAUUGAUUUGUGGGAUUGCUUUGAGAUGGGAAUCUUCCAGUCGGCACCUUUUAACUGCUGUUCAGGUGUUAAGUUCUUUGUAACGUGCUUCACCAAUUCCCCCUCGUUUCUAUUUACAGAACAUUGUUGGUGUGCUCCUCCAAACGUUAGGGUAGCUGGUGCUAAGAACAGGCCCAGUUGAAGUUGAUUAUGUAAUACAUCUUUUGUUUCUGGUCUAUGUAGCCGUGUGAACGAUCUUGUGAAGUAAAGGUAGGAAAACCUUCUAGAAUGAUUUUUGUUUCCACUUGCUGUGAAAAGUAAAUUUUGAAUUAGAUAUUGGCGUAUGUAUGCUUUUUAGUUUUGAUGUGCAGGCUGCUAAAGGUGGCUUGCGAACUGGGAUCAAAUAUGGUAACAGUAGAAUUGGGAUUCAUGUGGUGCCGAACUUGCAACGUAACCCAUGUAUUGGUCGUUGGAGCAUUCCGGUGGUGUUUACCGUUGGUUUGUGUUUCACAGUACAAAUGGGGGAGUUACGCAGAGCCCUCGAAGGCUAUAGUCCAGACAACAGCUUAUGCGACCGUGUCUACGUUUUGCAUCCAAUUCAAAGCUUUACUCUACGCAACAGAACAACACAGACUACAAGCUCACAUAAGACAAAGCCCAAUAUUGACUAGCUUCCGUCUUUCCAAGCAAAAGUGACAUGUGUUUUCCAAGUUUCAACCUGCCGAGGGAAAAGUCCUAAUUCCUCCCGAAACGGACGGUUCAUAAUUUUCGUUUUCGUGUUCCAAUUGGUUGAACCCACACGCAGGACACCUCGUGAAGAUGGUUAAUAUCAUUAGGUUUGAU